AUGCUCAGACUAGCAUGGCGUCGCUCGGCGUCCAAAUAUAGCCACGUAGAGCCGUCGCCUCCUCUCACCGCAGCCCCAGACUGGCACACAACACUUCCUUACAAGAGCUCCGGGGGUAACGUGCGGUCUCUUGGACUGUUUACCCACCAGUGCCACCACGCACCAAACGUCAGUUCUACACCGUUCCAUUUCGUCAGAUCAUUUCCCUUCACGAGCAUGGCGUCAGGGGGUGAAGGGCCGCCAUCUACGCUUUACCGCCACACCAACAGAUUAGCUAAGGAGAGAUCACCCUACCUACUUCAACAUGCGCACAACCCUGUUGACUGGUAUCCUUGGGGACAGGAUGCCUUUGAUAAGGCACGUAAUGAAGACAAACCCAUCUUUUUAUCUGUGGGUUACUCAACAUGUCACUGGUGCCACGUAAUGGAGAGGGAGUCUUUUGAGGACGAGGAAAUCGGCAAGUUGCUCAGUGACAACUUCGUCUGUAUCAAAGUGGAUCGAGAAGAAAGACCGGAUGUGGAUAAAGUCUACAUGACUUUCGUACAGGCAACAAGUGGAGGUGGAGGAUGGCCCAUGAGCGUGUGGUUAACUCCUGAUCUCCGUCCUUUCAUCGGAGGCACUUACUUUCCGCCCAGAGACCAUGGUAGAAGACCCGGCUUUAAGACUGUCCUUACACGAAUCAUGGAACAGUGGCAGAAUAACCGUUCAAACUUGGAGUCCAGCGGGGCCAGGAUUCUGGAGGCACUGAAAAAAGGCACGGCUGUGGCCGCGAAUCCGGGCACGAGUCCUCCUCUAGCCCCUGAUGUGGCUCAGCGCUGCUUCCAACAGCUGGUCCACUCAUAUGAGGAAGAAUACGGAGGCUUCAGAGAUGCUCCCAAGUUCCCCACACCGGUCAAUCUGAUGUUCCUCAUGUCUUACUGGUCUGUAAAUCGCUCCACUUCAGAGGGUGUGGAGGCUCUCCAGAUGGCUUUGCAUACACUACGCAUGAUGGCGCUCGGUGGCAUCCACGACCAUGUUGCCCAGGGUUUUCAUCGUUACUCCACCGAUUGUUCUUGGCACGUUCCACACUUUGAAAAGAUGUUGUACGAUCAGGCCCAGCUGGCUAUCGCCUACAUAACUGCAUUCCAGGUAUCGGGUGAACAGAUUUUUGCAGAUGUGGCUAAGGACAUACUGCUUUAUGUCUCCAGAGACUUGAGCGACAAGUCUGGAGGCUUUUACAGUGCAGAGGACGCCGACUCUGUCCCAACAUCAGGGGGCUCCGAAAAGCGCGAAGGUGCUUUCUGCGUCUGGACGGCCUCUGAGGUUCGGCAGCUGCUGGCAGAUGUGGCGGCGGCUGCUGGUGAGCCCGCUUCCCUGGCGGAUAUUUUCAUGCACCAUUAUGGAGUGAAAGAGCAAGGCAAUGUUCCCCCUGAACAGGACCCUCACGGGGAGCUGCAGGGCCAAAACGUGCUGAUCGUGCGCUAUUCCGCAGAGUUAACAGCUGCACGGUUUGGUAUUAGCACGGAGAGGGUCAAUGAGCUUUUGGCUUUGGCCCGAGCCAAAAUGGCAGAAGUGCGGAAGAAUCGUCCACGCCCGCAUUUGGAUACCAAAAUGCUGGCCUCCUGGAAUGGUCUGAUGCUGUCAGCCUACGCCCGCGUCGGAGCCGCGCUCGGAGACGAGGCCCUGCUGGAGAGGGCGGCGCAGGCCGGCCAUUUUCUCAAGGAACACCUGUGGGAUGAGGAAAGGCAGACCGUUCUGCGAUCUUGUUACCGUGGAGACCAGAUGGAGGUGCAGCAGAUAUCACCACCUAUAUCUGGCUUCCUGGACGAUUACGCAUUCAUCAUUUGCGGGCUGCUGGAUCUCUAUGAGGCCACACUGCAAACAGAGUGGCUCCAAUGGGCUGAAGAGCUGCAACUCAGACAGGAUGCGCUCUUUUGGGACUCGGCAGGAGGAGGCUACUUUUGCUGCGAUCCCAAUGACGGCACGGUUCUACUGCAACUCAAAGAAGAUCAGGAUGGAGCUGAGCCCAGCGCUAACUCCGUGUCCGCAUCCAGUCUGUUGCGUCUCUCCCAGUACACCGGAAGGCAGGAAUGGCUUCAGAGAUGCCAACAGCUACUUGCAGCCUUCUCUGACCGUCUUACCAACAUCCCCAUCGCUCUACCCGAGAUGGUCCGGGCGCUGAUGGCACAACACCACACGCUUAAGCAGAUUGUCAUCUGUGGCCAACGAGAUUGCCAAGAUACCAAAGAUCUUUUAGAAGCUGUCAACUCACUCUUCCUACCACACAAGGUCCUGAUGCUUUUAGACGGCAACGCGGACACUUUCCUCUGCCAGCGUCUGCCGGCUCUCUCCUCUAUGUCUCGGCAGGGCGGGGUGGCCACCGCCUACGUUUGCCAGGACUUCACCUGCUCACUGCCCGUCACUGACCCCCAGGCACUACGGAGGCUUCUGCUGGACGGCCAAGGGGGAAUGCAAGCAGACUGA
Molecule: messenger RNA, 2463 nt
Organism: Nerophis lumbriciformis (worm pipefish)
Lineage: Eukaryota; Metazoa; Chordata; Actinopteri; Syngnathiformes; Syngnathidae
Source: RefSeq, a predicted model, not a curated record